Plectropomus leopardus (leopard coralgrouper) is the source of this 1650-nucleotide messenger RNA. NCBI's taxonomy places the organism in Eukaryota, Metazoa, Chordata, Actinopteri, Perciformes, Serranidae. The record is from RefSeq and is a predicted model, not a curated record.
AUGCAGGAGUUAGUGUUUUGCUUUUCAUCAGUGGCUCUUUUCGCCUGUGUGAACAGUGCUUUUCCACCACCAUGUGACAGUGAAAUAUACUGCACUGGGCCUGUCUUACAGGUGCAGAAAGCCAAAGUGUUCGAUGAUGACAAGCAUUUUGUUGACAUGAAGCUGAAGGAAUUUCCUGAUGUAGUUUUGUCUGCUUUUGUCAACCUUUCGAAUGAAUCGCCAAACACAACUGGGAUGGAGUUUGAGUCAUGGACACCACAUGACUGGCAUGACAAGCUGAAGUUCCUGGGAGGAAUAGCAGACCAAGAACUAUGCAGCUGGGCUAAAAAGACAAAAUCAGACAGAAUCCACGCUGGUGUUAAAGAUCACCCAGAGCUCUACUUGCAGAUAUACACCCCACAUCCUGUUGUUGUGCCGGGGGGACGCUUCAGGGAACUCUACUACCGGGACUCCUACUGGGUCAUCAAUGGGCUCCUGCUGUCAGAGAUGACAGGCACGGCCUCCAGGGUGAUUCAGAACUUCCUCUGCCUCGUCAACAGAUAUGGCUUUACUCCAAACGGUGGGAGGAUUUACUAUGAAAGGCGCAGUCAGCCUCCAUUCCUCACGCUAAUGGUAGAGAGCUACUAUCAAGCAACCAAGGAUAAAGACUUCCUCAGAGCAGCUUUCCCAGCUCUGGAGCAGGAGUACUGAUUUUGGAUGCAGAAUCGCUCUGUUGCUGUGACAGUAAAUGGGGCAGAACAUGUACUGAACUGGUAUCAUAUUGAUAUUUUUUAGUUUGUGCCUUGACCUACACUAAUCAUGUCCUUUACGAAUGAAUCCUACACCGAUGAUCUGGAAUUAGCCAAAGGACUUGCUGAUGACCGUAAGGAGCAGCUGUGGAUGAAUCUGAAAGCGGGUGCAGUCUGGUACAUAGACAGUGACGGCCACAACAACGGCACCCUGGGGGAGACCAGCACCAGUGAGAUCCUGCCCACUGACCUCAAUGCUCUUCUGUGCCAGUUUCACAGGAUACUAGGUGAUGGUGACUCAGCUGCACUGUAUAACCGAGCUGCAGCCUGCAGACUGCAGGCGAUGGAGUCUGUGCUGUGGAAUGCUGAGAGGGGAGCAUGGUUUGACUACAACCUGGUGACGCACUCCAAACACUUUGAGUUUUACCUCUCCAACCUGACACCUGUUUGGGCACAGUGCUAUUCUCGGCCUGAGAUGGGAGAGAAGGCGCUGCAUUAGCUGAAGGGGAGUGGUGCUCUCCAGUUUCCCAAAAGAGUUCUAACGUCGCUGAGAGGGUCAGGGCAGCAGUGGGACUAUCCUAAUGCAUGGCCUCUACUACAACACAUGCUCAUCGAUGGUUUAUCGAAACUGCCUUCAGAAGAUGCUAAACAGCUAGCUUUUGACUUGGCCCAGCGCUGGAUAAAGACAAACUGGUUGGCGUACAUGAAGGAUGAAGCUAUGUUUGAGAAGUAUGAUGUGAAUGGCAAUGGCAAACCUGGUGGUGGAGGAGAAUAUGAAGUUCAGCUCCGUUUUGGCUGGACCAGUGGUGUAGCCCUGCAGCUCCUGGACCAGUAUGGGGCGACUCUCGCCUCAGGAAACAGACAAGGGUCUUCUGGCCUCCUGCCGCCUCUCGUCAUCUCAGUUGCUUUCAUGCUCCAGUGA